Messenger RNA from Salvia splendens (bonfire salvia), 3330 nucleotides. RefSeq names its product probable disease resistance protein At4g27220. The coding region runs from base 587 to 2719 and encodes 710 amino acids. Gene Ontology annotation, molecular function: protein binding; ADP binding; ATP hydrolysis activity. The transcript has 2 exons. The record is from RefSeq and is a predicted model, not a curated record. Lineage: Eukaryota; Viridiplantae; Streptophyta; Magnoliopsida; Lamiales; Lamiaceae.
UUCUCUGUUGGUUCUACGAUUGGGAUUCUCUCUUUUCUAGAUCUACAAAUCUAUUCAAUCUCAAGGAAACCCUUUCUCAUCGAUCUCUCAGGUAACAAUUCUCAUACUCAUUUACAUCUUGUGAAUCAAUUCUUCGAAAAUCACGAGGCCCAACGCCGGAGAGGUUGAAGGAGGUAAAAGGCGAUAUCUAUUGGAUAAUCGGAAAACUGCAAGAUAAGAGUCCGAGAUCUGUCUUUGAUCUACAAAUCUAUUCAAUCUCGGCUCAGACCUUCACAUCUCUUAGAGCAAAGUGGCGAAAAUGUUAAGCCAGAUUUUCGAGUCAUUUUUUUCAAAGGUGGGGGAACAAUUUGCAGAUAAUGCACACAAUAAUGUGAUCGCUAGAAAAGUGAGAUUGUAGCUAUUUUUACAAAUUCAGUAUCAUGAGGACUUAUUCAACAUAUAUUGGAUUUCUACUUUGUUCAUUAAUUACAAAUUCAUUUUUGGACUGGAUAUAUGAUCGCUAGAAAAGUGAGAUUGUAGCUAUUUUUCUCAUCAAAUAAUUGUUUUUUUGGUAUGUGUUUUAUCUGGGAAGAGCAAAGUGGUGCAAAUGUUAAGCCAGAUUUUCGAGCCAAUUUUGACAAAGGUGUGGGAGUCAAUUUUGUCAAAGUUGGUGGAACAAACGGAGGAUAAUGCACACAACAAUCUCAAAAGUAUAAACGAAUUUGAGCUCAAUCUAAAAGCUUUGCAGAAAAACUUGAAAUCACUGGGUGCUAAGGCAUCUGAUAUUGAGGAGGAAAUCAAGAACUCGGAACUUUCUGGUCGAAAGAAAAGGAAACGGGAAGUUGAGGAGUGGUUGGAAGAAGUCAGGUCCAUUGAAAAUCAAGUUGUUGAGUUGGGGACUCAGGUGGAAUCCGAAGGAUUUAUUGUGAGAUUGAUGGAUGGAGGGUUGCCAGCUAAACUAAAUGAUGAGGUUGACGAGCUUAUUGAGCAAAGUCGGUAUUUUGGUAAACUUGUCCUUAAUGUUUGUGGUAGUAGGCCGCUGACAAAUAUGAUGGUUGGUGAAGCUUUUAAUGAAAAUUUGGAAACGAUUUUGGAACUUCUGGACAGUGGGCAAGUCUCGAGCAUUGGUGUUUAUGGUAUGGGUGGUGUGGGCAAAACGACACUGGCAAAGCACAUUCACAAUCGAUUCCUCCAACACUCUCGGGGACGUGUGAUUUGGGUUACAGUAUCUCAAGAAUUUAGUGUUACGACUUUACAAGAUAAAAUAGCACGUUUUAUAGGUGUGGACCUUGUGGGUGAGGAUAAUAAAGACAUAAGGGCGGAAAGACUCCAUACAACUUUGUCUCAGAUGAAGAAUUCAGUGCUGAUAUUUGAUGAUGUCUGGGAAAAUAUUGAUCUAUUAAAGGUUGGAUGUCCCAUUUCUGUCGAGUGUUGUAGGCUGAUUAUAACUACUCGCUCCUUAGAAGUGUGUCGUCAAAUUUGUUGCCAAAAAGUAUUUCAAGUGAAAACUCUACAUCAUCAUGAGGCAUGGGAAUUGUUCCAUGAAACGCUAAGAAAUGAGAUAGAACUUGAUUCUUCGGCAGAAGAAAUUGCCAGAUCUGUGGCAAAAUUGUGUGGUGGUCUGCCCCUAGGAAUUGUUACAUUGGCUGGAAGCAUGAGGGGCGAGAGAGCCAUUCAUACGUGGAGAAAUGCUUAUGCAGAACUAAAAGAACUUGUCUCAGGGAAUGAUGGCAUGGGAGACGGUGAUGUUUAUAAAGUAUUGAGAUAUAGUUUUGAUCGGUUGAGUAGGAAUCAUCAUAUUCAGAAUAAUGAGUUCAAUACAUUGCAACAAUGUUUCCUGCAUUGCGCGUUAUAUCCUGAAGAUGAAGAAAUAAUGAGAGAGCAUUUGGUUAGAGAGUUCAUUUCAGGAGGGUUAGUGGAUGAAAGAAAGACAAGGACAGAGCAAAUUGAGCGAGGACAUUCCAUAUUGGAUAAAUUAGUGAAUGCAUGCUUAUUGGAAAGUUGUGCUGAUCAUGAUGAGUUUGGUCGUCCUACUGAACGGGUGAAGAUGCAUGUUCUUGUAAGAGGUAUGGCAUUGAAGAUAUGUGAGGGGAAAUAUAUGGUAAGAACAGGCGGUGAUUUGAAGAGAAUUCCCAAAGAAGCAGAAUGGGCAAAGGAUCUGGAGAAGGUGUCCUUCAUGAACAAUGGCAUAAGGAGAAUUGAAGAAGGAAUAUCUCCUGAUUGUCCUAAGCUCUCAACAUUGCUUUUACGGGAUAAUGUUUGUUUGGAGUUUAUUCCAGAUUCAUUAUUUUCUAAAAUGCAAGGACUGCGCACUCUUGAUUUGUGCUAUACUAACAUAACAAAGCUGCCAAAGUCAAUCUGUGCCAUUCAGAGCCUCAAGGCAUUGCUCCUUGAGUGGUGUGAUAGGCUAGAAAAUGUGCCAUACUUGGGAGAGAUGACAGAACUCAGGGAGUUAAACCUCUCGCACACAGCCAUCGAGGAAGUCCCUGAAGGAAUUGGGGAAUUAGUCAAUCUCAAAUUCCUCGGAAUGGAUGCUCCCAAAUUAGAGAUGCUUCCAACAGGAUUGUUUCUUAAACUGGGGAAUCUUCAGCAUUUGGAAUUACCAUUCCAUAUAAAAGUAGUAGUUGAAGAAAUUGCGAACCUGAUACAGUUAGAGGAGUUUAGCGGAAGAAUGACCACUGUGAAUGGUUUUAAUUCUUUUAUAAGAAGAUUAAGGAGCAAUUUCCCUCACCCUCCCUAAAUUUAAAUCCUUCAUGAGCUGCCAAGACUGAGGAAGAUGAGGAUACCACUAUCUGGAGUUCCCAACCUUGAACAUAUUCACAUCAGCAAGUGUGAAGAAAUAGAAGAGAUAUUUGCAGAUGAAGGAACAAGUUCCCUCACCCUCCCUAAAUUAAAAGUUCUAUUGUUACAUGAGCUGCCAAGACUGAGGAAGGUGGGAAUACUAUCAGGAGGUCCCAACCUUGAAGGUAUUAAUAUAAGCAAGUGUGAAGAAAUGGAAGAGAUAUUCGGAGACGAAGGAACAAGUUCCCUCACUCUUCCUAAAUUAAUAUCCAUAAUGUUACGUGAACUGCCAAGACUGAGGAAGGUGGGGAUACUACUGUCAGGAGUUCUUAACAUUCUGUGACAAAUUGUGGAGAAAUACAAGAUGUGUUCGAUGAUGAAGGAAGACAUUGCCUCACCCUCACCACUUCUCUUUCAUACUCAUGAUGGUUGUGUUGUGUGUUGUUCAAUCCAUUGGGCUAGGAUCUGCGAUCAGGUGCAUUUAUCUUAACUUAUUGUGUGUGUUGCUAUUGUUACAUUGCACAUUGUUUCUAUUUUCGUAAUUCAAUCUAGUUAUCGAUCUUAUCUUCA